CGCAUCACAACUUUCCAUUUUUUGACCCCACUAAAGAUUCAGAAUACCUGUGGAAGAGGUUGUUGGCUUGACCUUCCUCCCGCCCCCUUGCGCACCACACCCUCGACUUGUUGUCCCUGAUCGAGAUAUCCAACAGGGCUGUUCCAGAGUUGGUAUUUCACGAAAAUCCUUUGUGAUUCUUAGGCCACGAUUGCGCAUAGCCCCAAGUCGAGGGAUCCAUCAUGGCUUCCGAACCGACCACAGACGGCGUCGCGUCGUUGCCAGCCGACUACGACCUGCUUCACAAGCUUAUCCCGCGCCUCGACCGCCACUUAAUUUUUCCUUUGCUCGAAUUCAGCGCCGAUCGGCUGGUCGGGGAAUCUGGCGAGGUGAAAGACAAGGAGAAGGCGCGCGAGAUCACACAGGCCAAAUAUGCACUCCUGAACAAGACCAACAUGAUCGACUAUGUCGCCAACCUAUACUGCGAGCUGGAAGGAUUGGACCAACCGCCGGCAGAAUUCGCCGAGAAGCGGCAGAAGGUGCUUAGCCAGCUGGACAAGUUCGAGCAGGAGUCGAGCAAGAUCAUGGAGUUGCUGGACCGCGAGGAUGUGGUCAAUAACCUUCGGAGUGACAAGAUCGCUAACUUGGAAUUCCUCAAACGAGAGCACGACGUUACGAUUGAGAUGGUCAACGCACUUUACGAUUUUGCCCUCCUACAAUACAGCUGCGGCAAUUACAACGACGCAUCCGAUCUCCUCUACAGAUUCCGUGUGCUCUCAACCGACAAUGACAAGGUGUCAUCCGCGACAUGGGGCAGACUGGCUUGCGAAAUCCUCACGGCCAAUUGGGAGUCGGCCAUGGAGGAGUUGCAAAAAGUGCGGGAGGGCAUCGAUUCGAAGUUGUCACAGAACCCGCUAGCGCAGCUGCACCACCGGAAUCGCCUCAUGCACUGGGCCCUCUUCCCCCUCUUCAACUUCGACCAGGCGCGCGAACCGCUUCUCAACCUUUUCUUCAACGCCGACUACACCAACUCAUUCCAAGCCGACUCCGCGUGGCUUCUGCGAUACCUUUGCGUUGCCGUCAUCACCAACCGUCGCCGGGCCAAGAAUCCUGGUGUGCAUCAAAAGCAAAUGAAGGAUAUUGCGCGCAUCGUAAGGCAAGAGGCAUAUGAGUACCAGGAUCCCAUCACGCGCUUCGUCCACGCCCUGUACAUCGACGUCAGGUUCCAAGAGGCGGCGGACCAGCUCGUGCUCGCCCAGGAGGUCAUGCGCAACGACUUCUUCCUGCUCGCACAUGUUGACGAAUUUGUCGAUUCUGCAAGGCAUCUUCUCUUUGAGAGCUAUUGCAAGGUCUGCAUCCGCUUCACACUGGAGGAUAUUGGCAACAAGCUUGGGUUGAAGGGUAACGAGGCCGUCAAGUGGAUUGUCAACGCCAUCCGCGACACACGGGUCGACGCCAAGAUUAACUACAAGGAGGGCACUGUCUAUAUCAACCAUCAGUCUACUUCGGCGUACCAGCAAGUGAUCGAGAGGACAAAGGGGAGCUUCUUCCGUUCCGCCGUUCUCGGCGCGGCAAUCGCCAGGAAUUAGUAGCUGGGCAUCAGGCAGGAAGCAGUUGCAUAGGAACAGGCCUUGGCGGACACUCGCCAGGUUUUUCCAGCGUUUGCCCAUUGUGAUCGCCGUAGACUUAGGCGUUUGGGGUUUGAGCACGCGGCAAGUAGACAUGGCGAAUCGGCUGGCAUCGUAUUGCUAGGGAGCAAGACGGAUGGGUAUAUCAGCAUACGUCACAGCAUAUGGGAAUGGUUGAGAGCGCGUUCUCACAGUCUCACAUAUAUGGGGGACGAAUGAUAUGCGUGCCGCUGGUCGAUGGGUGGCAUAUGUGUGCCUCCCUAGGGCGGCACAUCAAUCCAUGUCGAAAUAUACAAUGGUCUAAUCCCAAUAGUGGUGUUACCCGGUGAUUUAAGGAGCUGGGGCAGUGUCACAGUGGUUGCUAGACACAAACCCUAAUUACUAGCUAGAUAGGGAGAAUACAAUUCACGAUUGCUUGAC
Canariomyces notabilis is the source of this 2027-nucleotide messenger RNA. RefSeq names its product eukaryotic translation initiation factor 3, subunit 6. The coding region runs from base 222 to 1568 and encodes 448 amino acids. The transcript is spliced from 2 exons. Gene Ontology annotation, cellular component: nucleus; cytoplasm; eukaryotic translation initiation factor 3 complex. Gene Ontology annotation, biological process: translational initiation. Gene Ontology annotation, molecular function: translation initiation factor activity. Lineage: Eukaryota; Fungi; Ascomycota; Sordariomycetes; Sordariales; Chaetomiaceae. The record is from RefSeq and is a predicted model, not a curated record.